AUGUCAAGCAAUUUACCAAUGGUUGAAAGAUUGAACAUAUCUGGUAUUGAUUUUGUGGACAGCACCAACAAUGCUUGUUUCUUACCUGACGCAUUGGAUAAUGAUGUUAUAAAUUUGAUAAAUAAGUUUAUUCGCGCUAUUGAAUACCACACAAAGGACAUGCUUCUUUUACCGACCAAAAUUGAGCAUAUCAACAUUGUUUCUCUACUCAAUACAAGCUUUUUUAACAACUGUAAAGAAAACGACGUUUGCCAAUACAGCUACCAAUAUUAUGAAGCACCUGAACAAUUAAAAAACAUGGAGAACGACUAUAAAAUCAAAUAUGUAGUCCCGUUUGUGAAUGCUGCUUUUGAUGUUCAUGAUAAACUAACUGUCUAUUGGGACGCACCUUUGAAUCUUUAUACAAACUCAAACAUGAAAAUACAAAAAAGACAGACUACUGAUGCUAAAUUCACAGCAAUUGAUGGUACUGAAAUUGGUGUUGUAGAGAUCAAACCAUUCAACACUCCCUCCAAAACAGUUGACGAAGAUCGAGUUCGACUUGCGGAAAUCAGCAAAAAAAUGCUUCAUAAAAGAAUAUUAGCUGCAAAGAGUGAAAAAGAAUUCAUCACUUUUGCUAUCAUGAUUGCAGGCAAUGAUAUUGAAUAUUUCGUUCAUGAAUAUAAGCCUCAAGAAUUAACAGCGUCUAACGAGGAUGGAAUUGACAACGCAAAAAAGUAUACUUUUCGGCUUCUGAAAAACUCGAUUCUUCCCACUCUCUCUAAAACUUUUAGCCAUAUGUCAGUUUCAUUAGAAUCUUUGUUUCAUUAUAAGAAAAUGAUGGCCAAGAGUAUUGCUUCAACUUCUGAUAUUGAAAAGCCGUAUCUCUACAGAGACAGUUGCAAAGAAUUUGAGCCGACUGUAACCCUGUUGAAGCUUGGUAAUGAUGAUGAUGAAUAG
This is a messenger RNA of Gilbertella persicaria, 939 nucleotides long. RefSeq lists its product as uncharacterized. Bases 1 to 939 code for a protein of 312 amino acids. NCBI's taxonomy places the organism in Eukaryota, Fungi, Mucoromycota, Mucoromycetes, Mucorales, Choanephoraceae. The record is from RefSeq and is a predicted model, not a curated record. The transcript has 7 exons.